AUUUUAGAGAUUUGUUGAGCUCACUUCUCCAGUUGUUUAUGGGAGACAAAAGUAGGCCAUGAUGUUUCUGUAUAAGGCUGGGAAGACACACCCAUGUGAUAGGUCAUGAGCUAAAUGCCUCUUCACCAUUGAAUCUCAUCUUCCUUCCUUAUCUCCAAUCUCUACCUUUGAUUGACCUAAGCUCUCAUCUAUAUAAAGGUUAUGCCAUUUGGGUUCACAGCCAACAAGAGUCUCUUCAUAUUCCAAUUCCCAAAAGAAAUUUCCAAGUUAUUUUUGAAGCAUAUUUGAAACAUGGGUUUCCGUCUGCCUAGAAUUGUUAGUACUAAGCAAAGUCUUCAGCGAUCUUCAUCGACAGGGAACGGAGCAUCUCCAAAGGCUGUCGAUGUUCCUAAGGGCUACUUUACAGUUUAUGUUGGUGAAGCACAAAAGAAGCGUUUUGUCAUUCCACUAUCUUACUUGAACCAGCCUUCUUUCCAAGAUUUGUUGAGUCAAGCAGAGGAAGAAUUUGGAUAUAAUCAUCCAAUGGGUGGCAUUACAAUUCCUUGCAGUGAAUACGAUUUCCUCGAUCUCACUCGGAAUUUGAAUGACUCAUGAACCAGAGAGAUUAGUAUCUAGAAUUAGAUUGUAGAGACAAAUGAUUAAACUGUAUAUACUUUUUGAAAUGAGAGAACUUGAUUCUUUGAAUUGAAAUUGUUCUACAUUGUUCAUA
Cucurbita maxima (winter squash) is the source of this 709-nucleotide messenger RNA. RefSeq names its product auxin-induced protein X10A-like. The record is from RefSeq and is a predicted model, not a curated record. NCBI's taxonomy places the organism in Eukaryota, Viridiplantae, Streptophyta, Magnoliopsida, Cucurbitales, Cucurbitaceae. Gene Ontology annotation, biological process: response to auxin. The transcript has a single exon. Bases 292 to 594 code for a protein of 100 amino acids.